Pongo pygmaeus (Bornean orangutan) is the source of this 2786-nucleotide messenger RNA. RefSeq names its product phosphatidylinositol-glycan biosynthesis class W protein-like. The record is from RefSeq and is a predicted model, not a curated record. Gene Ontology annotation, biological process: protein localization to plasma membrane; GPI anchor biosynthetic process. The transcript has 2 exons. Gene Ontology annotation, cellular component: endoplasmic reticulum; membrane. Gene Ontology annotation, molecular function: glucosaminyl-phosphatidylinositol O-acyltransferase activity. Lineage: Eukaryota; Metazoa; Chordata; Mammalia; Primates; Hominidae. Bases 789 to 2267 code for a protein of 492 amino acids.
AAAGCGCUAGGAUUGCAGGCAUGAGCCACUUCUCUCCGCUAGGACUUUUAUUUUUAAUGGUCAACUGAUUUGAGUAGGUUACUUUGAAGUAUUGUCACAGGUUCCAGACAGGCAAUAAUGCACGCAUGCAUUCGCUUACUUAUUCAGCUCAUGGUACACUGAGAAACUCUAGGUUCAUGUUUAACCAACAAAUGUGUUCUUCCAGUAUGCCGUUUUUCAGACAAUGAUGUGUGGCAUUCAGAGGUGUUUUACAACCCUUAAUAAAAGAGCAACUAACACUAGUAUGUGCUAUACAUCCAUUCUUAAUGCAUCCAUCGUACCUACUUCCAUCCUAACCUGAAAACAUAACUGUCUGUAAAUGAGGAAAGGAGCAGCCUGGGGAUCCAGAAAUCACUGCAGGGGUCACGUUUUGUACCGAGGCAGUAGGUUUGGAGAGGCUCUGAACUGGAACCAAGGCCCCCAACUUCAAAAUGUACUUGGCCCCUAGCCUUUGAAUUUGCUUUAAAGUCAUUAGUAAAUCCUAUUCAAUUUUCAUCAAAGAAUCUUCAUGAUAUGUACUGUGCUCUAUAAUAGAAAUUCCCAUCUGCCUAUGAUGCCAUUCUCAGAGUUUGUAUCCCAAAUUCGCUUUCUUUUCCUUUGCUUUUUCUUUUCUUUUUCUUUUUGAGACAGUCAACAGUCUCACUCUGUGGCCCAGGCUGGAGUGCAAUGGCUCACUCCAAACUCUGCUUUCCCGGUUCAAGCGAUUCUCCUGCCUCAUCUCUCAAGUAGCUGGGAUUACAGGAAGAAAAAUGUCUGAAAAGCAGAUGAAGGAAGCUUUUGUCAGUAACCUCAAUGGAACCACCGUGCUGGAAAUCACCCAGGGAUUGUGCUUUCCUGCAUUCUGUAUCCUGUGCAGAGGAUUCCUGAUCAUUUUCUCACAGUACUUGUGUUCUUUUUCACAUACCUGGAAAACUAGAUUCUUCAUUGACUUUGUUGUCCUAAUAGUUCCCAUGGUAGCCACUUUGACCAUUUGGGCUUCAUUUAUCCUCCUUGAGCUUCUUGGUGUAAUUAUCUUUGGGGCAGGGCUGUUGUAUCAAAUAUACCGAAGGAGGACCUGCUAUGCCAGACUGCCUUUCCUAAAAAUCCUUGAAAAAUUCUUGAACAUCAGUCUAGAAUCAGAAUGCAUUCCAGCCAUCUCCUGUUUCCGUGUAAUUACCAGUGCAUUUACUGCUAUUGCUAUUUUGGCUGUGGACUUCCCACUUUUUCCCAGAAGAUUUGCCAAAACUGAGCUCUAUGGGACAGGAGCAAUGGAUUUUGGAGUAGGUGGCUUUGUUUUUGGGUCUGCAAUGGUUUGUCUAGAGGUCAGGAGGAGAAAAUAUAUGGAAGGGUCCAAAUUGCGUUACUUUACAAACUCACUAUACUCUGUAUGGCCAUUAGUCUUCCUAGGAAUCGGACGAUUAGCCAUUAUAAAAUCAAUAGGCUAUCAGGAACAUUUAACUGAGUAUGGAGUUCACUGGAACUUUUUCUUUACCAUAAUAGUUGUGAAAUUGAUAACACCACUGCUUUUGAUUAUUUUUCCCCUAAAUAAGUCCUGGAUUAUUGCCCUCAGCAUUACUAUAUUAUACCAGCUAGCCCUUGACUUUACCUCACUGAAGAGGUUAAUAUUAUAUGGCACUGAUGGUAGUGGCACACGGGUUGGUCUAUUAAAUGCCAACCGUGAAGGAAUAAUCUCUACCCUGGGGUAUGUGGCAAUACACAUGGCUGGUGUGCAAACAGGGUUAUACAUGCAUAAGAACCGAUCACAUAUCAAAGACUUGAUAAAAGUAGCCUGUUUUCUUUUACUAGCAGCUAUUAGCCUCUUCAUAUCUCUUUACGUAGUUCAAGUAAAUGUAGAAGCAGUAUCUCGAAGAAUGGCAAAUUUAGCCUUUUGUAUUUGGAUAGUUGCUUCUAGCCUGAUCCUUCUUAGUAGUUUAUUACUGGGUGAUAUAAUUUUGAGUUUUGCCAAAUUUCUAAUUAAUGGAGCUCUAGUACCAUGUUCUUGGAAACUUAUCCAGUCACCUGUUACAAAUAAAAAGCAUUCAGAAUCUUUAGUCCCUGAAGCUGAAAGAAUGGAACCCAGUCUUUGUUUAAUCACAGCUCUAAACAGAAAACAGUUAAUAUUUUUCUUGCUGUCAAAUAUAACAACUGGCCUGAUCAACCUGAUGGUAGAUACAUUACACAGCAGUACCUUGUGGGCCUUAUUUGUGGUCAAUCUCUAUAUGUUUUCCAACUGUUUAAUUGUAUAUUAACAGUAUACACUCCCAGGCUGGAGUGUAGUGGUGCCAUCUCAGCUCACUGCAACCUCCACCUCCCAGGUUCAAGCAAUUCUCCUGCCUCAGCCUCCUGAGUAGCUGGCACUGUAGGCAUGCACCACCAUGCCCAGCUAAUUUUUGUAUUUUUAGUAGAGAUGGGGUUUUGCCAUAUUGGCCAGGCUGGUCUCAAACUCCUGAACUCAAGUGAUACACCCACCUUGGCCUCCCAAAGUGCUGGGAUUACAAGUGUGAGCCACUACACUGGGCCAAUGCUUAAUAUUUUAAUGUAUCUCAACAAUAAAACCAAGAAGAAACAAAGCCUUUUGACUUGUUAGAAUGUAUUAAGUAGUAUUUUAAAGAAACUUUAUAGUUGUGACAUUGAAAGACUUGGGGUGGGGGGAAGGAAAAUUUUUACUUUCCAUCUUAAUGUAACCUUAUGCUAUUCUGUAUUUUUACUGUAUAUUGCGUUUACAAUAAAUAUAAAAUGAAAUGUUUAUGUUGACAUUUCAGUGUGAA